Phytophthora infestans T30-4 is the source of this 1078-nucleotide messenger RNA. RefSeq names its product crinkler (CRN) family protein, putative. Bases 1 to 861 code for a protein of 286 amino acids. Lineage: Eukaryota; Oomycota; Peronosporomycetes; Peronosporales; Peronosporaceae. The transcript has a single exon. The record is from RefSeq and is a predicted model, not a curated record.
AUGGUGGCGCGGAAAUGGUUCCUGCUCGUGGGCGGGAACGGCAAGGAUCUCACAUCGACGACUUCUGUUGGUGUGGAUGUUGAAGAUGUGGAUACGUUUCGGGAUGCGGUAAAGGAGAAGUUCAGAGACAGUCACCUCGCAGGGAUUGCUGCGUCCGAUCUCACAGUCUUUGCGAACCGGGCGGAGUACGAUGCGAAGCGAAGCGUGCUGCUGCCCCAGUCGGGGUCCCCAGUGACGGCGUAUGGGAAUAAUGAAGAGAAUGCGCUCAUUGUGCAAGUGCCGACGCAGCGUCAAGUGGUGGUGCCGACGGAAUCGCAGAAAUCGUUCGUUUGGAAGGAGCCAAAGUCGUUGGUCGCAACGACUGGUGCGAAUUGGGAUUUCCAGAAUUCAUUGGAUCUCGGCAACCUAGCAUCUGCUAUCGGUCGUCAUUAUCAAGCUUGGAGAGAUGGAAAGACGGACAAGCGAAGUCAUCCGCUAUUCGUGUGCUUAGAUGGCCCCGGAACUGGAAAGUCGAGAUUGCUUGACGAAUUUCCGAAAAUCUUGCAGCAGGAUAUCUUUCGCGAUGAGACACAAGGCGAUCCAGCGAUGAAGCAGCUCUUGCAGACAGCCUACAAUUUCAAGAUCACUUUUGAGAAUGGAACAACCAAGCCAGGUAAUUUUAUUGAUCCGGGCCAGGCAAUUGGAACUCGAAUGCUGUACCAACUGCAGGAUUCAGUCGUCUGGGGGGAAUUUAUGUUGGAUCAUGCGAAUCAUGUUGUCCCUGAACAAGUAUUGUCGAAAUUGUCAGCAAUCACUGGAACGGAUCCGAGCCAAAUGUGCGUGAUUCUCUGUGUCGACAGCUUUGCAAAAGCUUCCGCAUGAAGCAUUAAGCAAAGCGUUCCCGAGUUUUUAUACGGCGUUUGCGUCGCUGUGUGACCUCGUCAAUGCCUCCAAGUGCUGGGUGAUUGUGAUCUGCGCGGCGACUAUUUUACCACCCAGUGCAUGAAUUUCUGGGCCGCUUCCGCCACAAUGGGAGAGAGAUGCUGCAGACGAACAUCAUGGAAGCCGCCCCGAAAGAUCAACGGUAAAAGACGUAUUU